This is a messenger RNA of Ooceraea biroi (clonal raider ant), 2294 nucleotides long. RefSeq names its product phosphoribosyl pyrophosphate synthetase. Gene Ontology annotation, molecular function: magnesium ion binding; ribose phosphate diphosphokinase activity; ATP binding. The record is from RefSeq and is a predicted model, not a curated record. Gene Ontology annotation, biological process: ribonucleoside monophosphate biosynthetic process; 5-phosphoribose 1-diphosphate biosynthetic process; purine nucleotide biosynthetic process. Lineage: Eukaryota; Metazoa; Arthropoda; Insecta; Hymenoptera; Formicidae. Gene Ontology annotation, cellular component: ribose phosphate diphosphokinase complex; cytoplasm.
CGUAAUCAGAAUAACCUAUGGCCCUCGAGCAUGAUAACGGAGAUCCCCGUUACUUUAUGCGAUAGCGAUAGUUCGUGGUAGCGUCACGACGCUCGUAAUGUGAUUCCGACUGCGAUUCAGCUGCUUGCGAGGCAUGUGGCGAUAUUUUGUUACAACGGACGGUGAUACGAGGACAGAAUGAGCAAUCUGAAGAAGUGCAAAGCUACCCAAGGGUCCCAGUGCAACCGAGAUCCCGGGCACCGUGUGAUGCCUGUGUCGCAGCCAGUGCGUGCCAAGAGUUUGUUACGCGCAAACUUGGAGAGCUCUCGCGUGCGUGUCUUGCAGAGCAGAAUGCCGAACAUCAAGGUCUUCAGCGGGACCUCGCACCCGGAUCUGGCCCAGCGGAUCGUCGACCGUCUCGGCAUCGACAUCGGCAAGGUUGUCACGAAGAAAUUCAGCAACCUCGAGACAUGCGUGGAGAUAGGGGAGUCUGUCCGUGGGGAAGAUGUGUACAUUGUGCAAAGUGGAAGCGGCGAGGUGAAUGAUAACUUGAUGGAGCUCUUGAUUAUGAUCAAUGCCUGCAAAAUCGCAUCCGCAUCCAGAGUUACAGCAGUCAUUCCUUGCUUUCCCUAUGCAAGGCAGGAUAAAAAAGACAAGGGCGGUGACGGUGGAGACUCUAAAAAUCAGAUUGUCAUGAAGUCGAACGAGUGGAAAUUCAGGAGCCGCGCGCCGAUCUCCGCGAAGCUAGUGGCGAAUAUGCUCUCUGUUGCUGGCGCCGACCAUAUUAUUACAAUGGACCUGCAUGCUAGUCAAAUACAAGGAUUCUUUGACAUCCCCGUAGACAAUUUAUUUGCCGAACCAGCUGUCCUCAAAUGGAUCAAGGAGAAUAUCGUUGAAUGGCGAAAUAGCAUCAUCGUUUCCCCCGAUGCGGGUGGUGCCAAGAGGGUCACAUCUAUCGCGGAUCGACUGAACGUCGAGUUUGCCCUUAUCCACAAAGAGAGGAAAAAGGCGAACGAAGUCGCCAGUAUGGUAUUGGUCGGAGACGUCAAAGACAGGGUCGCGAUUCUGGUCGACGACAUGGCCGAUACUUGUGGUACCAUCUGCCACGCAGCGGAGAAGCUGUUGGAAGCUGGUGCCACGAAAGUUUACGCGAUACUCACGCAUGGUAUAUUCAGUGGUCCGGCCAUCAGUAGGAUUAACAAUGCCUGUUUCGAAGCUGUAGUAGUGACCAACACUAUCCCCCAAGACGGUCACAUGAAAGAUUGCCCAAAGAUUCAGUGUAUCGACGUCUCGAUGAUGUUUGCUGAGGCCGUGAGGCGGACUCAUAACGGUGAAUCUGUAUCGUACCUGUUUUCAAAUGUACCGUAUUAGAUGAAAAUCUUUCGUGAUCUACCUUACAAGCCAUGUAAGAAGAAUGAGUACUCUUUUUACAUUAAUUGUUUAUUGUUAUUGUUAGCUAAAGAUAACUACGUUCGCCUGCCAGCCAGCAGGCUGGCUUACCUAUUUUCUGUGUCCCAAUUCUAAAUUGAGAUUUAUAGUUUGCUCUAUUUUUUCAUGAAUUUCUGAGUGACAAUUGUGACAGUAAUCAGAUCGAAAUCGUGAUGAAUUUUUAGAGAGAGAGAAAGAGAGAAAUUUGUAUAUAUAUAUAUACAUAGACAUGUUUUCUUGAAAAACUUUUACGAUAGAAAAAUGUAAUGAUAUUUUAGAGUUUUGUUGCGAUCAAAAUUAUAGCUUCAGCUCUAUGUAAUUUAUAAUAUUAUAGCUUAUCCUUUUUAUCUUUCUCAAUUAAGGAAGAAUGAUCAGAGUUGUGGACAUGAUUGAUCUGUUACAAUGGCAAAAUAGUAAUUUAAUUAAUCGUGGUGUCGGCACACCACGAUUAAAGUGUCAUAUCAGUGCACAUAGAUCUAUCAGAUAAUUUGCUAACAUGGACCUCGUAUUUAAAUAAAUCUUAGAGAUUUAUAAUACUUGUAGGGAAGAAUUUUUCAUAUAUCGAUACGGAAGUCGGCAAGAAAAAUUUCGUAAUUAUACUAUUUAGAGUGAGAGAGACAGGGAGAAAGAGAGUCUAUCGCGUUACAAGUACCAUAUAUACAAUAGAGAAAUGGCGCUGACCGUAUUUAGCGUAAUGAAUUACUGACGAUAUCAAAAUGAAUGUAGUAAUAAAUAUACAAAUUUCGCUUUUAUUAAAACAAUCGCGAACCAAUAUAUGAAUUUAGUUUAACAUGACAACACAUGAUUGCAAAUUCUUCUUACUCAACGAAAAAGUGCCACUUGUUAUUCGUGUGAGUAUUGCAAUAAAUGUAUGAAAAGUAAAACAU